Messenger RNA from Pteronotus mesoamericanus, 1101 nucleotides. It is a transcript of the gene PTGDR, whose product is annotated as prostaglandin D2 receptor. Gene Ontology annotation, molecular function: prostaglandin D receptor activity. Gene Ontology annotation, biological process: positive regulation of cytosolic calcium ion concentration; G protein-coupled receptor signaling pathway; inflammatory response. Lineage: Eukaryota; Metazoa; Chordata; Mammalia; Chiroptera; Mormoopidae. Bases 16 to 1101 code for a protein of 361 amino acids. The transcript has 2 exons. The record is from RefSeq and is a predicted model, not a curated record. Gene Ontology annotation, cellular component: plasma membrane.
GCCGCGCUGCCCACCAUGAAGCCGAUAUUCUACCGCUGCCAAAACACCACCUCAGUGGAGAAGGGUCACUCGGCGACGAUGGGCUGGGCGCUCUUCAGCGCGGGCCUCUUGGGCAACCUGCUGGCCCUGGGGCUGCUGGCGCGCUCGGGGCUGGGGUCCUGCCCGCUGCGCUCUCCGCGCCAGCCGCCUUCGGUCUUCUAUGUCCUUGUGUGUGGUCUGACCAUCACCGACUUGCUGGGCAAGUUCCUCUUGAGCCCCUUCGUGCUGGCAGCCUAUGCGCAGAACCGGAGCCUGUGGAGGCUCGUGUCCACGCCGGGCAGCUCUCUGUGCUACGCCUUCGCCUUUAUUAUGUCUUUCUUCGGCCUCGCCUCGACGCUGCAGCUCCUGGCCAUGGCCCUGGAGUGCUGGCUAUCCCUGGGGCACCCCUUCUUCUACCGACAGCACAUCACCGUCCGCCGGGGCGCGCUGGUGGCUCCCGUCGUGAGCGCCUUCUCCUUGGCUUUCUGCGCGCUGCCCUUCGCAGGCUUUGGGAAGUUCGUGCAGUACUGCCCCGGCACUUGGUGCUUCAUCCAGAUGGCCCACGAGGAGCGCUCGCUGUCGGUGCUGGGCUACUCAGUGCUGUACACCAGCCUCCUGGCGCUGCUGGUCCUCGCCAUUGUGCUGUGCAAUCUGAGCGCCAUGCGCAACCUCUACGCGAUGCACCGGCGGCUGCGGCAGCGCCAGCGCACGGUCACCAGCGACCGCGUAGAACCCAGCGCCGGCGAACGCGAGGCGUCCCCACCGCCCCUGGAGGAGCUAGAUCACCUCUUGCUGCUGGCCCUCAUGACAGUGCUCUUCAGCAUGUGCUCCCUGCCUUUAGUUUACCGUGCUUACUAUGGUGCAUUUGAAGCUGUCCCCAAGGAAAAUGGAACCUCUGGAGAAGCCGAAGACCUCCGUGCCUUGCGUUUCCUAUCUGUGAUCUCAAUUGUGGACCCUUGGAUCUUCAUCAUUUUCAGGACGUCAGCAUUUCGGAUGUUUUUUCACAAGAUUUUCAUAAGGCCUCUUAAGUAUAGAAAUUGGCAUAGCAAUUCCUGCCGAACUAACAUGGAAUCCAGUCUGUGA